AUGGCUUCUCAAGCAUUCAGUGGCGACUCUUUCACGCCUCUGGCAGCAGACUCGCCUCUGCCAAUCUUCAUGCACCACAGCUCUGCCAGCGACUGCCUGCCAAGCACCUCCCACGGACACAACAUGGUCUCUGCAGGUAAGCCCCUGCAUUACCCUGUCACUCCAUGCCACUACAGCAACCAGCAGACCACCUAUGGGAUUAUGGCAGGUUCCCUGACGCCAUGCUUGUACAAGUUUCCAGAUCCCGGUCUGAGCAGUAGCUCCUGUGCAUUAAGUCACGGUUUCUCCUCGCUGCCCUCUGCCCUCCUGCUAACUGAUGAAGGCCCCGGGGCCCCCACCGUGGGCGAGAUGAAAGCUAGCAGCCAGAGGAAGAGCAUACGAGAGCUGGAGGACACCCCCGCCAUGGACUCGCCGCAGAUACAAGAGCUGGAGAUGUUUGCCAAUGACUUUAAAAUACGCAGGAUCAAACUUGGCUAUACUCAGACCAACGUGGGCGAGGCUCUCGCUGCAGUGCACGGUUCAGAGUUCAGUCAGACCACAAUCUGCCGCUUUGAGAACCUGCAGCUGAGCUUCAAGAACGCCUGCAAACUGAAGGCCAUUCUGGCUAAGUGGCUGGACGAGGCCGAGCUUGCUCGCGCACUGAACAACGAUAAGAUUGGAAUCAAUGAGCGGAAGAGGAAAAGGAGAACCACCAUCAGCCUAGGAGCGAAGGAGGCCCUUGAGCACAGCUUUGCGGAAAAAAGUAAGCCAUCUUCCCAGGAGAUAGCCCGGAUAGCUAAAGGCCUCCAUCUGGAGAAGGAGGUGGUCCGUGUCUGGUUCUGUAACAGGCGCCAGAGGGAAAAACGUGUCAAAACCAGUCUGAGCUCCUGCUUGUCCAAAAUAAGUCCAAACUGUAUCGCUCACAUGAAUAAAACACGGCAAAUGACAUAAAUUCUUAUCAAAUAGUGUGGAUUCAUAUAGAUUUCAAUGUUUUUUGUCAUAUGACUAAUUUCACUUAGUCAGUAUAGAGAAGAUCCCUGCUUUUCAUGGGGGUUACAUUCCACGCCGACCAGUGAAUGUCAAAAUGUUUGUAAACGUGGCUCGCUCCUUCCCCUCCAAACCCUCCUGCUACCUUUAUUUACAUUGUCCUGCGAUCAUUUCGGAUCACUUGUUCCAAAAAAUAUGCCUCACACACUUAUUAAACACAUUUCAAGUAUAAAAUGGAAAGGAACUCACCAUUACUGAAUGAUACGAUGAUAGAUGAACAGAUGGAACGGGAGUCACGGUGUAUCGUCAGGCUAGCAGGCUAGAGAAGCCGCAUCCACAUAAUCCACACUGCUUGCCUGUGGAAUUCCACGAUUUGCCAUCAUGCACUAACUUGUGUUCACCUCACUGCAAGUUUUGAGACCAGAUUGUUCUAGAAGUUUCACUUUUGCAAACAUUCUCAGUGACAGAAACAUGUAAUCAUAAGCUUUUUUAAAAAAAAAACAUGUAUGCUGUACAUUUUACCUGUAUUAUCACAUAUGUAUAAAUUAUGAGUGACUCAGGGUGAAUGUGAUGUCAUUUCUAUGGGAAAAAAAGCCUAUUUUGAAAGAAAAGAAACUGAAAAUAAAAAGGUUUUGCGGUAACAAUUUGCGGGACUGUGAAUGCUGAAUCACAAAUGUGCAGGGAUUCACUGUAGUGAUGUAAUGCAGCUAAAUGAGCACAAAAGGUGACUGGAAGAAGCUUUACUGAAGUGUACUGAAAAGACAUACAGUAUCUUUUGGCUGAAAUAUACAUUUUUAUGUUAUUGCAACGAGGUCAAUUCAGCUGGCAUCUCCGCCCUCCCCCAUUAUUUGCAUUUUUAUGAGUAUAUUUGUAAUUCUACUCAAGACAUUGUGUGUAUUUCCAAGUUUAACCUGUUGCUGUGUGAAGUGUAUGAAGUGCUGUUUGAUUUCUUCUGUUAUCACAGCUGAACCAUCUGAACUUGGACAAGGCCUUAUUUUUUUUUAAAGAUCUAACAUGUUAUGUGCUAAAUUACUGGGGAUUUUUUUAUAUUUAUUGGUGGACUAAUGGUCCCUGCAUUGUUGAUGACAUUUAAACACAUGUAGUUGCUAUUAAAAUGUUUUGUCCAGCAGAUAAAAGCAUUAGUUAGCAUUAGUGAUUCAUACAGUAACAGUGUUUAGUGUUGGGUAAAUUGCUUCAAAAAAAGUCAUUAUAGUUACUCUUACACCCCCCCCCCACACACAAAUUAGUAACGGGAUUGCAUUUUCAUGUAGAUCUUGUGCCUUGCAAUUCUCUGCCAAAACGCUAGGGGCCAGUGUUUUUACAGUGAGCAACCACAACUGUUAUUGACUAGCUAUUUAGCUUGCUGUGAAGUACUAGUGAACAAUGGUGACUCGAAGUGCAUAACAUGCCACAUUUCACUAUCGGCAACAGUAUUUUUCAAACUGCUACUCUCAACACGGUACUUUAACCAAGAAGACACCGUAUUUCCCAAACCGAGCCCAAAACUGUUUGUUUUCCACAGACAUACAUUUUCUUAAUCCUUUGAUGUUUAUUGAUGUAAAAGGUCAACAAUUUA
Messenger RNA from Dunckerocampus dactyliophorus (ringed pipefish), 2542 nucleotides. RefSeq names its product POU class 1 homeobox 1 (gene pou1f1). The record is from RefSeq and is a predicted model, not a curated record. Bases 1 to 930 code for a protein of 309 amino acids. The transcript is spliced from 6 exons. Gene Ontology annotation, biological process: regulation of transcription by RNA polymerase II. Lineage: Eukaryota; Metazoa; Chordata; Actinopteri; Syngnathiformes; Syngnathidae. Gene Ontology annotation, molecular function: DNA-binding transcription factor activity, RNA polymerase II-specific; RNA polymerase II cis-regulatory region sequence-specific DNA binding.